CUUUGAUUGAGUCUAAGAGAUUGUUACGUUGUUACAUUACGUUUGUAAACUGGAGAAGCACGCCAUGUUGGUUUUGAUAAUACUUAGUCUUCUUGCAUCAAGGUUUCCAUCGGGAGAAGGAUAUGAAGAUGUUGUUUCAGAUAAUGGCUUUAUUAUAAGUAGUUGCUAUACUACAACGAACAAUUAUAUCAACUUAAGAGAUAAUUCUGGCAACACACCACUUCACCUGGCAGUGCGUAGGGGGGCAUUCCAAUUGGUAGAAUCGCUUUUAAGGAUAGGCGCCGAUGUUAAUUGUACAGAUUACCAAGGUAAUACUCCACUGCAUUUGGCAGUGGGGCGUGUUAGUGCUGACAAGAAGAUAAUUGUUCAAAUGCUUCUGGCACAUGAGGCAAGUGUGGAAGUUCCAAACAAAUAUGGCGAGACCCCCCUGAUUAUAGCAAUAAAAAACAGUAACACUGAUGUGGUGGAAGGGUUGAUCAACGGUGCGAACGUAAAUUGUAAAGAUGCCUCGGGUUCUAUGCCGCUUCAUUACGUCGUUGAACAAGGUAAUGAGGAUCUGACGAGACUGUGUAUCAAAUUUGGGGCGAACGUUAACAUGCCAAACAGAGAUGGCAACACCCCUCUUCAUUUAUCUGUGUUAAAAAAAAGAAUUAAUAUGGCGAGAAUACUGAUUGAACACGGCGCAAUCGUAAAUGAGAUAAACUCAUCUGGAUACACGCCAUUGCUUGGGGCAUUCCACAUUCGACAAUUAGGUCGGCUAUAUUCCGAUCCAGAGAUGAUUCAACUUCUCUUACAAAACGGAGCCGACCCAAAUGUAGGAGACUUUGAUUAUCCGAUUCACGUGGCGGUAAAGCGUUCAAUGGAAGGUACUGUAAAACUACUGCUAAAAUAUGGAGCUGAUGUGAAAGUUCAAAAUCGCGAGGGCAAGUUGCCAAUACAUAUUGCUAUCGGUAACUUGAAAAUUGCGCAACCUCCUUACUCCAGAGAUACACUCAGAAGAAUCUUCUACUAAAUAUCCGAACUAGCAGGUAGAAAGUGUUUAGCUGUAUUCAAAUAAUAACUGGACGUGAACCGACUUAUUCUAAAACUCCAAUAAAUAGGAUGUUGCACAAUAAAUUGUUAUAUAAUAAAUAAG
Molecule: messenger RNA, 1135 nt
Organism: Photinus pyralis (common eastern firefly)
Lineage: Eukaryota; Metazoa; Arthropoda; Insecta; Coleoptera; Lampyridae
Product: putative ankyrin repeat protein RF_0381
Exons: 2
Coding region: 65-1012 (315 amino acids)
Molecular function (GO): protein binding
Source: RefSeq, a predicted model, not a curated record